AUGUUUGAUUUGCUUCGCUUUGUCUGUGAACUUAUAUUUGGUUCUUCACUAUCUCUUUCACAUGAAUGUUUCGACUAUCUCUCGUCUAAUCUUCAUGGCAUAGUCACACAACUCAUUCAACAAUCAUUUUCAAUUGCAUUACGAUCAAAACGAACUCAAUUAAUAGGUGAUGAUUUACAAUUAAUACUUAAAUGUCGAGCUAUAUCUCCAUUAUACGGUUAUUGUUGUUCGGUAAACACAGAUAAAUUACCAUUGUUUGAAGCUACACAUCAACUUGGACGUAUAUUAUUUGUUCAAACUGAUACUAUGAUUAAUUUGAAUGAAAAACAUUUAACUAACACAGAUAAUUCGUAUCAAAAUAAGAAUUUUCAAUUGGAAAAAAUUCGGAAAAAAAGUAUUGUUUUAUGUAAUGAUAUUCUUCUUCAUGUUGAAUGGUUAACUAUAGCUGGAGAACAAAAAUAUCUUCAAAUAAAAUCAUCAUUAUUUAAUAAAUCAAUAUUAAAUAUUGAACAACAAUUAUAUUUAUCGUUUCUUCAAUCAAAAAAUUUUAAUGAAGAAAUUUGGAAUUUUUUACGUUAUGAUCAAAUUGCAUUAAAUACUAUUCUUUCAUAUCUUAUUGAAUGGUGUCGAAAUAAUAUUUGUGAAUGUCUUAUACAUAGUUGUCGAUUAAAGAAACGUUGUCAACUUGCUUCUUAUCUUAUUAUUAUUGAUUGUUUACUUCAAAAUUCAUUAAUAAAUAUUAAUCAUUAUUUACAUAUUCUAUCACCAAUAAUUAUGACUUGUCUAUUGUAUGAAUUUGAGAUAGAUGACUUGUUAGAUUAUAAUGAUAGUAAUAUGAAAUCUGCUGCUGAUACUGGUCAUGUAUGGUCACUUCGUUUAUUAGCUGCUCAAGCAUGUGUUAAAAUGUUACAACGUUCAAAUUUUCUCGUCUAUGAUAUUUUUUACACACGUAUUAUCUCGCGACUUAUUUAUUCACUUACUAGUUCAAGCAGUCCAUCUUCUGUGAUUUAUGCUAUUCUUUGUCUAUUUGAACAAUUAGGUUCUUAUGCUUCUCGUACAUUUCUGUUGCCUUAUUUGCUAGAUAUAGAUUCAUCAAAGAUGCUUUCUUCAAAAUUAAUACUUGCAGUACUUGAACGUAUUGCUUUAAUGAUUGCAGAAAAAUAA
Rotaria sordida is the source of this 1164-nucleotide messenger RNA. Lineage: Eukaryota; Metazoa; Rotifera; Eurotatoria; Philodinida; Philodinidae. The record is from the annotation of a GenBank genome assembly.